This is a messenger RNA of Olea europaea var. sylvestris, 690 nucleotides long. RefSeq names its product UDP-glucuronic acid decarboxylase 4-like. Lineage: Eukaryota; Viridiplantae; Streptophyta; Magnoliopsida; Lamiales; Oleaceae. Gene Ontology annotation, biological process: D-xylose metabolic process. The record is from RefSeq and is a predicted model, not a curated record. Gene Ontology annotation, cellular component: cytoplasm. Bases 1 to 690 code for a protein of 229 amino acids. Gene Ontology annotation, molecular function: UDP-glucuronate decarboxylase activity; NAD+ binding. The transcript has 3 exons.
AUGGGUACUGAUCAGUUGUUGAAAAGAAAUUAUAUUAAGAAAUGUCAGAAGAGAAUUUCUGCAACGUAUCCAUUUUAUUAUGUGCUUCGAGAGCAAAGAUUGGUGUGUCUUUUUGUUGGAAUUGCGAUAUCGUGUAUGGUUUUCACUAUCAUUCCCUCUGUUUCGCCGUCGCGUGAAGAGUGGAUCGCUGAAUCCAAUGAGCCCAUUCAAUUGCCCCGAAGAACUGCGUAUGAGUUACGUGAACGUGAUGGAAAUGGGCACCAUGGUGCAGUGUGUUUAACUAUUUUCUCAUUGUUCUGCAACCAUGUAAGACUUAGACCCGCCCACAUUAAUACGAAAAAGGCCCUGCCCUUUCCUUCGAAACUUGAUGGUGAUGCGGGUGGAAGAAUUCCUUUGGGGUUGAAAAGUAAAAGUUUAAGGAUUUUGGUUACUGGUGGAGCUGGUUUUUUGGGGAGCCAUUUGGUGGAUUGUCUGAUAGCACGUGGCGACAAUGUGAUUGUGGUUGAUAAUUUUUUUACAGGACGUAAGGAAAAUCUUUUAUCCGACAUAAACAACCCCAAGUUUGAGCUCAUUCGACAUGAUGUAGUCGAGCCCAUUCUGCUAGAGGUGGACCAAAUCUACCAUUUGGCUUGCCCUGCAUCUCCUGUUCAUUACAAGUACAACCCUGUCAAGACAAUUAUAUCCUUUUAA